This is a messenger RNA of Cyprinus carpio (common carp), 3181 nucleotides long. RefSeq names its product gastrula zinc finger protein XlCGF57.1-like. The record is from RefSeq and is a predicted model, not a curated record. NCBI's taxonomy places the organism in Eukaryota, Metazoa, Chordata, Actinopteri, Cypriniformes, Cyprinidae. The transcript has 2 exons. Bases 88 to 1470 code for a protein of 460 amino acids.
UAAUUUUAUCUUAAACAGGACAAAGUGUCCAAACACAGAAAAACAACUCCUGAAGCAACUGAGAUUCCAAAACACACUGUUAUAAAGAUGGCAUUUAUUAAAGAAGAGAGUGAAGACAUGAAGAUUGAAGAAGCAUUCAGAGUCAAACAUGAAGAUACUAAAAAACAAACAGACUUGAUGGCACUGAAAGAAAAGAAUGAAGAACUGAAUGAAACUCAAGAGAAAGAUCAAAAUGAAAAACAGCAUGAUUUCAAACCUGAAGAAGAAUCGAUUAGUUCCUCACAAACUGAAAAGGCUUCCUCACCCAAAAAAACUCAAAAAACACAAAGUACAAACCUUCACUCCUACAUUAGAGUUCAUACUGGAGAGAGCUCUUUCACCUGCCAAAAGUGUGGACAAAUUUUCAAUCAGAAAGGAAGCUUUACAAUGCACAUGAAAUUUCACAUUGAAAAGAAGCCAUUAAUAUGCCCUGAGUGUGGAAAGUGUUUUCGACGGAAACAGUACCUUAAUGUCCAUAUGAGAAUUCACACUGGAGAAAAACCUUACAUCUGCAAACUGUGUGGAAAGAGUUUCAGACAGAAAAGUACCCUUAAUGUCCACAUAAAAUGUCACACUGGAGAGAAACCUUACACCUGCAAACUGUGUGGGAAGAGUUUCUCAAAUGGAUAUUUUAAGACUCACAUGAAAAUUCACACUGAGAAGAAACCAUUAAUAUGCUCUCAAUGUGGAAAGAGUUUUACAGAGAAAAAAGACUUUAACUUCCACAUGAGAAUUCACUUGGGAGAGAAACCUUACACCUGCAAACUGUGUGGGAAGAGUUUCACACGUAAAGGAAGCCUUAAGACUCACAUGAGGAUUCACACUGGAGAGAGACCUUUCAUAUGUGUUCAGUGUGGAAAGAGUUUUACACAGAAAAGUCUCCUUAUUGGCCACAUUAGACUUCACACUGGAGAGAGACCUUUCACCUGCCCUCAAUGUGGAAAGAGUUUCACCCUUAAAAGAAACCUACAGGCUCACAUAAGAAGUCACACUGGGGAGAAUCCAUUCACAUGUGAUCAGUGUGGAAGGAGUUUCAGAUAUAAAGAAAACCUUAAUUAUCACAUCAGUAUUCAUUCAAGAGAGAAGAGUUUUAAAUGUCAUCAGUGCGAAAGGAGUUUCACAGACAUGAAUCACCUUCAGGAUCAUGUUAAAAUACAUAUUGGAGAAAAGCCUUUCAUGUGCCAUCUCUGUGGAAAGAGUUGCACAAAAGGAGGACACCUCAAGGAUCACUUGAGAACUCACACUGGAGAGAAACCUUUCGCCUGUCAACAGUGUGGAAAGAGUUUCAGGGCUAAAGGAAGCCUCAAGACUCACAUGAGGAUUCACACUGGAGAGAGACCUUACAAGUGUUUUCAAUGUGAGAAGAGUUUCAGAAGUCAAAGCAGCAUGAAACGUCAUUUGCAAACUCAUUCUGAGAAGAAUGUUAAUUGAUUAAACAUUAAAAAUAUAUAUUUUUACUGUUUUUUUGUUUUGUUUUCCAAAGCACCUAAAAGCCAAUUCACACCACCAUGCUCUAACAGUGAACACACUCUCCAAACAAAACAAAAUAAGAAUGUUUAAUUUUUAAAAGGCUUUUGUGGCAGUGUGAACUGACCAUAAUGCUGUAUGUUAGAUGUAAAAUUUGAAUUUCAUUUAUCUUGGUUUACUAUAAUUCACCUAAUUAUAAGUGCACCAGUGUGAAGCACAAUUCCCUGCAUGUUUGCGGUAGAUCCAUAAAGUGAUAUAUUUGUCACAGUAUUCUUUCAGUGGUUAACUGAUUAAGACAGUCUCUGGCUGCCACCUACUGCCAUAACAAUGUAACCUGCAAUGAAAGAAGCCCAGGCAUGAUAUCAGGGUUUCCAUGGGUCUUAAAAAAAGUCUUAAAUCAGAGCAGCAAGUCUUAAAUUCAUAUGAUGAUGGCAUUAAUCGUGAGGGAUUGUCUCCUCUAGUUUAAUUUUAAAAUAAAGCGAAAGCGUAAUUUCUGUGCUACAUGGCUUAGGUCGCUCAUUGAACAAUAUGUGGUAGGUGGCGGUAUGUGCUGCUUUAUCUGUCAGUCACCCGAAGAAGAACUUGACAAACAUGCGCAGAUGAACCCUUUCUUCUAAAGCGCGCAAUUUAGAUAUGUAUUUGGACUGGAAGGCCAAAAAAUACCUUGGAGAAAUGGGGAAAUGUUUAUUUCAGCCUAAAUGGACAAAAAAAUAAAAGGUUUGCGGGUUGGUUGAAGUCCAUACCAGGCAAUGUUUUUCAAGCUUAUUUUUCAACAUAUCGAAAGAAUUUCCAGUUGAGUACAAUGGGGAUAAAAGCAGUCAAAUCACACUUAGCCAGCACUAAACACAAAUUACACGAAGGUGUUGCCCAGAAUUUGAGAAUAUUCCAAUAUAAUAUCAAGACACAACCGCAAAAAAUACAAAGAGUGUGUCAGCUUUGUGUACAGAUGAAUCUCCCGCUGCAGUGGUUUCUUCUUUUGAGUCUCCCACUUCAAAAACACCUGACCGAAAUGACUUAAGGGUUGUAUUUGGCAGCACAUCAACACUGAAGUCACAAGUGUUAUGGGCAAUGCUUACAAGUAUGCUGCUAUGAGUCCUACAAAUAAAAUGACGAUAUUGAAAAGGUCUUUUGUGUUAUGUUUCCUGAUUCAGAACUGGCAGCGACAUUUUCAUGUGGAAAAGACAAAACAAGUUACUUGGUGAAAUUUGGAAUAGCACCAUUUACCAAACAGCAUUUGAUUUCAGACGUAAGCAAAGACUCUUUUGUGGUUAUGUGCAACGAGAGCCCUAACAGAAGUACCAACAAAAACAGCUGGAUCUGCAUAUUCGCUAGUGGGCUGGUGACUGCGUUUAGUCUCGAUAUUUUGGCUCCCAGUUCCUUGGACAUGCUACAGCUCAGGAUUUACUUAAUUUUAUGGUGAGUUUUAUACAUGCACAAUCUCUUUUCUUGUCAGCUUUUAUGAUUUGAUUAUGUAACUGAACUCAUAUUAAAAGUAAUUGUAACUAGGAAAUGUAUGUUUGCCGAAAAGCAGUGUUUUACAAAUCAUGGUCUAGAGCUGCACUUUAAAAGAUCACAAUCUCUAUUCAAUGGACAUUCAGAUCCAGAGAGAGCAGUUGACACGUAUGAAACAGCUUAACAGUCACUCAAUCACUCAAAUAAUAAUAGUACUGGGAUA